AUGCCCAACGUCUUUUCCGUCCCCAUCUUCCUCGUCACCUUCCGCGAGGCCCUCGAAACGGUCAUCAUCGUCUCGGUCCUCCUCGCCUUCCUCAAACAAACCCUUGACAAUGACAAACCCCUACACAAGAGACUAGCCCGCCAGGUCUGGCUCGGCACUACCCUAGGCAUGCUCCUCACCCUGAUCGUUGCCGCCGCCUUCAUCGCCGUCUUCUACACGGCCGGCGCCAACACAUGGGAAGCCUCAGAGCUGCGCUUCGAGGGCGCCUUCUCCUUGGUCGCAUGUGUCAUCAUCAGCCUGGUGGGCGCCGCCCUGCUGCGUAUUGGUAAGAUGCGGGAUAAGUGGCGCGUGAAGUUGGAGGGGGUUAUGGAGAAGGGGGGAUCUGGGGGUGGUGGUGACGGAAAUGGUGGUGUGGGAAGGCGGGUGAAGAGGUGGAUGGAGAGGUAUGCUAUGUUUGCGCUGCCGUUUGUGACUGUUUUGAGGGAGGGGAUCGAGGCGGUGGUGUUUAUUGCGGGUGUGACCUUUUCGGCGCCCGUGAGCGCAGUGCCGUUGGCCGUCGUUGUGGGACUCGCCGCGGGGGCGGUGGUCGGGUUUGGGUUGUAUAAGGGCGGGUCUACGGCCAAGCUGCAACUGUUUCUGGUCAUCUCGACAUGUCUGCUCUACCUUGUCGCUGCCGGCCUCUUCUCGCGGGCGGUAUGGGCCUUUGAGCAACACACUUGGCAAGAACUGAUAGGAGCUGAUGCUGCAGAGCUCGGCAUGGGCCCGGGGUCGUAUGAUAUUGACCAGUCCGUGUGGCAUGUCAACUGCUGCAGCCCGACAUUCGACGGUGGUAGUGGUUGGGGUUUCUUCAACGCCAUCUUUGGGUGGACCAAUUCGGCCACCUAUGGCUCCGUCGUCUCGUACAACCUGUACUGGCUCUGUGUGAUCCUCUCAUUUCUCAUCAUGAGGUACCGCGAAGUCAAAGGCCACUGGCCGCUGAGGAAGAGCAAGGGCUCACAGUUGCCGGCGGCAGACUCGGAAGUAGAGGAAAGAAGUCAAACCGCAAGCCAAGCGGGCGAGUCUUCUGAAGACAAGAGGGAAGCGAGGGGGGCGGCGACCCGAGUUGUGGUGUAA
Messenger RNA from Chaetomium fimeti, 1113 nucleotides. Its product is annotated as iron permease FTR1/Fip1/EfeU. Gene Ontology annotation, molecular function: ferrous iron transmembrane transporter activity. Lineage: Eukaryota; Fungi; Ascomycota; Sordariomycetes; Sordariales; Chaetomiaceae. Gene Ontology annotation, cellular component: high-affinity iron permease complex; plasma membrane. Gene Ontology annotation, biological process: iron ion transmembrane transport. The record is from RefSeq and is a predicted model, not a curated record. Bases 1 to 1113 code for a protein of 370 amino acids. The transcript is spliced from 4 exons.